Molecule: messenger RNA, 1611 nt
Organism: Triplophysa rosa
Lineage: Eukaryota; Metazoa; Chordata; Actinopteri; Cypriniformes; Nemacheilidae
Product: macrophage mannose receptor 1-like
Exons: 6
Coding region: 1-1611 (536 amino acids)
Source: RefSeq, a predicted model, not a curated record
AUGCAUCUGGAGAUCUUAUUAUUCGAGGUGAUUCUAAGCAAGAGACUUAAAGGGUUUAUCGCCUUUACCUUGUGUGUUCCACGUCAGUAUAUCUUUGUGAAUGAGAACAAGACAUGGACAGAAGCUCAGAGCUACUGUAGAGAUAAAUACACUGAUCUGGUCACCACUGAAAAUGAAGAAGAGACGGUGCAGUUACUCAACACAGUGAAUGAAUAUAACUCCAUUGAUCUGGCCUGGAUUGGACUCUAUGAUGAUCUGGACAGUUGGAAAUGGACUCUAGAGGACAGUGAUUUCUUUAAAGAAGGAGAAAAACAGUUCAGAAACUGGUAUAAGGAAGAGCCAGGGAAUUAUGGAGGACAGAGUCAGUGUGUAGUCAUGUACGGAGAGAUUUGGUAUGCAAUAAGAUGUGAUAUCACAUUGCCUUUUAUCUGCUAUGACGGAAGACAGAAUGCCAGCACUAGUUAUGUUUGGGUUUAUCAAUACAAAAACUGGACUGAAGCUCAGAGUUACUGCAGAGAACAUCACACAGACCUUGUCAGUGUCAGAAAUGAAGCUGAAAACCAGAAGAUCCGAUAUUCAAUCAAGAAUUACUAUUACAAUUACAAUUAUUAUGAUUAUUAUGAAUAUUAUUAUGAUUAUUAUUAUGGUUGGAUUGGUCUGUAUAGAACUAGAUCUUGGUCAGAUCAGAGUAACUCUACAUUCAGUAACUGGAGGUCAGGAGAGCCGAAUAAUGCUGGAGACAGUGAAUACUGCACUGCUGUGUCAUUCAGUGAUGCUGGAGAAUGGACGGAUGAAAACUGUGAUUAUCAGUUACCUUUCAUUUGCUACAAUGUGUCCCCUUUGGCAUCAUCCCGUCAGUAUCACUUUAUCUCAGAGAAUAAGAGCUGGUCUGAAGCUCAGACAUACUGCAGACAGAAUUACACUGAUCUGGCCACCAUUGAUAACAUGACAGAGAUGAACAGUGUGAUGAACACAGUUAAUGGGAGUUACAAUGGCUCAGCCUGGAUUGGACUGUAUGAUGAUGUCAACAGCUGGAGAUGGUCACUGGAUGAUGAUGAUUUCUAUCAGGAAGGAGAGAGAGAAUUCAGAAACUGGUAUCAUCAACCGGACAACUAUGGUGGAAAUGAGCUGUGUGUUUAUAUGAAUUAUGAUGGCAAAUGGUUUGAUUCAUCAUGUGAUAACAUCCUAUCAUUUGUUUGCUUUGAUGGAAACAAUAACACACACUGUUACAUCAAAAUCACUGAGAGAAGAAACUGGACAGAAGCUCAGAAAUACUGCAGAGAAUCUUACACAGAUCUUGCCAAUGUGAGAAACCAGACAGAGAAUCAGAAGAUCCUGGAGAGUACUGGUGGUCGAGUCUGGAUCGGUCUGUACAGGAACAGGAUUUGGUCGAAUGGUCAAAAUACCAAAUAUCAAAACUGGAGACCAGAAAUUACAUAUUCAGAAGAGCAACCAGAUAAUGGAUAUGGCCAGUGGUAUAACCAGCACUGCAUUGCUGUGUCAUUGAGACAUUCAGGCAGAUGGACAGAUGAGAACUGCUUAUCCAACAUGCCCUUCAUCUGCUACAGUAGUGAGUUUAUUUUCAUUAUUUGUCACUGCAAAAGAUGCUGA